UGGAUGGGGACUGUUGGUUGGAUGGGGACUGUUGGUUGGAUGGGGACUGUUGGUUGGUUGGGAACUGUUGGUUGGGGACUGUUGGUUGGGGACUGGUCGUUAGGGACUGUUUGAUAAUGACUGGUUGUUGGGUAUGCCUAGUUCUGGACAAUUUGAAAGGUACUUUAGUUAGUUAAGAAAAUCAUUAUUGGAGACUUUUUGAUGGGGAAUGUUUGUUAACGAAUGUUUGUCAAUAGAAUGAUGGUUACUAAUAGUUCAUUAGGGUAUGUUUGCUAAGAGAAUGAUUUUUUUACUAACUGUUCAUUAGGGUAUGUUUGUUCAGAGAUUGAUUGUCAGGGAAUGUUCAUUAAUGAUGGUUGGUUGGAGAAUUUUCUUUAAAAGACAGUUUUGCGCCUUCCUAGUCUUAUAAGGUGUUGUAAAGCAACUCCAAAUAUUUAAAAGUAUAUCCAAUCGAACUGCAGAUAAAUUGAAUCACUGUUAAUUUGUAAGUGAAUGGGAACUAGGGGCAGUUACCGAAUUCAAUUCCAUGGGAUGCGGACCUGAAUCCGGUUGUUACCAUGGGAGCGGUCUUUCCAGAAGGAAUCCUCCUUCUUUAAGUUGCUAUGGAACUCAGAACUCUUGUUUGGAACCUGUUUGCCCUUCAGAGAACAAGCAAGGGGGGGUCGGCCUACACACUCUUGACCAAAGUAAUUUAUUAAUACACUUUCUCCUGCCUAAUUUAGCGUGCCAAGUUUUUAAUACCUGUUUGAAUGUGUUGGGUUUGUGGCAUUUAAUUUCGUUGAAUUAAAGGGAAUAAAAUCCUCUGACCAACAUUGGCUCUUUAAACGUCUCAUCUGUAUUAUUUCAAUUUAGAAGCAUAAUCGCUUGGCGUAUGACCUUUUUUGUAAACGCCAUGGCAAACACAAAAAACAGCAAUGUGUCUUCAAAUAUCAGGUUUCCCCUCAGCAGUGUCCCUGUCGGGCUGGUCAGGUUACCAAACGGUUGCUAUGGUACCGGCCCUCCAACACUCCCAAAGUUUGGGUCGAGUCUGCUCGCAGGCUCUGCAGCCUGUAUUCUGUGAGUUACAAUCCCCCCGAGGGAGGUAGAGGAGGGCCAUGUCCGUUCAGCAAGUACCGCUGGGGUCCGUGACCAUCGGGGCCCCGGCCUGGAGGGAGAGCACCGAGCUCAGCCUGCGGAGAGCGUGUCGCCUGCUGAGGCAGACCGGCCUGGGGCCGGGCGGCACCGCGACAGCUCGCCCCCGGACCGCUACCACCCCCGGUUGCCCCAAACACGCCAGCACAGAGGACAAGACCGAGAAGCACGGAGACACCACAGAGGACGACGGCAACGGCAGGGACCACGCCGACAGCCGCGGCGGGGGUUGCAGUAUCGCUAGACCCCAGACGAUAGGGACAACGGUGAGAUGGAUAUGGAGUUCAUGUAGGCUACACGUUGGGCUGUCAAGUGACGGGCCAAUGCUGACCGUACUGAACGUAUAUUCUACUUAUGGCUUCAAAGAAACCUACAGGAGGUUGGAAUACUCAACUUUGGUGCCUUCCCAGGCGGCCAGUCUGCGUGAGCGUUGCGCACGGCAGAGCACGGCAACGGCGGGUGAAUACAUGCGCUGGGUGAGAGAGGUAGAACUUCGGCUGCGCAGACAGGCGGGUAGAUCAAGCCAGGAGAUCGCCAAAUUGGAGCGGGAGCGCGCACAUCUUGAGAUGAUGCUGCGCAGCCUCAGAAACGACCUGCAGGUUAACCGGGAGUGCGCUGGGCAGCGGACCGAGAGGAGGCCUGUAUGCCAGCGGGACGGUGCUGAUUUGAUGCUGGCCUGGGAGAGGCGUGAGCUGACAGAGAUGAAACAUGACGUUGAGGAAACGCUGAGAAAGACGCAGCAACAGCUACAGGUUCUGGACGAGUCCAGCAGGGACCUCCAAAUGUGGUCCAGCCAGCAGGCACUGGUUCUGGUCCUGCUCCCCCAUCGCGGCUCGGUGCCUGCCCCACAUCCCCCACCAGCCGCCACCAGAACACUACCACCGACCUACGGCUUCACCUCAGAGUCUGAGCAGGUGCUGGACUCCUCCUCACUAGCCAUCAACCAAUCACAGCGGUUACGGGAGCAGAUCAGACACGCGCUGAGCGAGGUCGUUGCAAGGCAACGGGCGUCACAGCAUGUGGUCAACGGUGGUCUGGUGAAGAAAGUAGCGGAGACAGUCACGCUGGAGCGGAGCCUGGUGCUGACGGCAGCCGCCACCAGACAUGCGGCGUCUCGGAAACAGCGGGAGGUCGACUCCCUCAGCCAUGGGAGGGCACAGGGCCCAGAGUCCAGCAGUGAUGUGUUCUGCAGGGAGAGACGGGGCCGUCCUUUGGUCCAGGUGUACCAGAGACACCCAGGCACCGAGCUCCCCGAGGCCACACACCUGCUACAGGUGAGGCCGGAGACCAUGAGACCAGAUCCAACCCCUGACAAACAUGAAGGGGUUUCCCCCUAUCAAUUACCAACAAUUAUUUUUAAAUCAACAAUGUCAUUAAAAAUAUAUGCGGUGUUGGGCUAUCGUUUGGGUGAGUCUGAAGACGACGCAGCACGUCUUCGGCGCUGCUUCCUCCAGCUGCGUGGAGAGGCGCGAGGGAAGCGUGCGGCCGCGCGUCGCGACACAACCGUGGUACGCAUGCGACUGCAGCGUGGCGACAAGCGAGUAAUACCUCACAUCCUCCAGCAGGGGGAGCCAAAGGUGACGCAAGAAGUAUAA
Molecule: messenger RNA, 2726 nt
Organism: Gadus chalcogrammus (walleye pollock)
Lineage: Eukaryota; Metazoa; Chordata; Actinopteri; Gadiformes; Gadidae
Gene: tektl1
Product: tektin like 1
Exons: 8
Coding region: 1095-2726 (543 amino acids)
Source: RefSeq, a predicted model, not a curated record